AGCAGAAGGCGCGCAAAGCUCUGGUCGCAAAGGAAGUGCGAACGGGAAAGGAAACAGUCGGGUCAGCAUCAAGCCCCGCCCACCCGGUCGUGCAUUGGCGCGCUCUGGUGCAGCAUUCUUACCGCUCCCCUGUGCCUUCGCGGCUCGCGCAGUACUGCUGGAAAUAUGGCGGGCAUGAGCGCUUCGGGUCCCGGUCCGGCUGCGGCCGCCGGCCCCGUUCAACAGGGACUGAAGGAGGCACUCAUAGAAACAUUGACCGCUAUCCUAUCGCCUGUCCAAGAAGUGAGAGCGGCCGCCGAGGAGCAGGUCAAAGUGCUGGAAGUGACGGAGGAGUUUGGUGUUCACCUGGCUGAGCUGACUGUAGAUGCCCAGGGAGCCCUCGCUAUCCGCCAGCUGGCGUCCGUCAUCCUGAAACAGUAUGUGGAGACUCACUGGUGCUCCCAGUCCGAGAAGUUCAGACCUCCUGAAACUACUGAUCGGGCGAAGGUGGCGAUCCGUGAGCUGUUGCCGGCCGGGCUGCGUGAGGCCAUCAGUAAGGUGCGCUCCAGCGUGGCCUACGCCGUCUCCGCCAUCGCCCACUGGGAUUGGCCGGAGGCGUGGCCUCAGCUCUUCACACUGCUGAUGGACAUGCUGAUGAGCGGAGACGUCAACGCUGUACACGGAGCCAUGAGGGUUCUUACAGAGUUCACUCGCGAGGUUACUGACACACAGAUGCCUCUCGUUGCCCCAGUCAUUCUACCUGAGAUGUACAAGAUCUUCACCAUGGCAGAGGUGUACAGCAUCCGCACUCGCUCCCGAUCCGUGGAGAUCUUCACCACCUGUGCCAACCUCAUCUGUGCCAUAGAGGAGGUGGAGAAGGGGGCAGCAAAAACCCUGAUCUUCCCGGUGGUGCAGCAGUUCACAGAGGCCUUUGUGCACGCGCUUCAGAUGCCCGACGGGCUCUCUUCAGACAGCGGCCUCAAGAUGGAGGUGCUCAAGGCGGUCACUGCUCUGGUGAAGAACUUCCCCAAGCCCAUGGUGUCGUCCAUGCAGCAGAUCCUCCCCAUCAUCUGGACCACCCUGACGGAGAGCGCCUCCUUCUAUGUGAGGACAGAAGUGAAUUACACCGAGGAGGUGGACGACCCUGUGGACUCGGACGGUGAGGUUCUGGGCUUUGAGAACCUGGUGUUUAGUAUCUUUGAGUUUGUGCACACGCUCCUGGAGAACAAUAAGUUCAAGAGCACCGUGAAGAAGGCCCUGCCUGAGCUCAUCUACUAUAUCAUACUCUACAUGCAGAUCACAGAGGACCAGAUAAAGGUGUGGACAGCCAACCCUCAGCAGUUUGUGGAGGACGAGGAUGACGACACCUUUUCCUACUCCGUCAGAAUAUCAGCACAAGACCUGCUACUGGCAGUAGCAGCGGAGUUCCAGAAUGAGAGCGCUGCGGCCCUCGCUGCUGCCGCCACCAGACACCUGCAGGAGGCCGACCAGGCCAGGAACAGUGGCAACGAGCACUGGUGGAAGAUCCACGAGGCGUGUAUGCUGGCCCUGGGCUCGGUGAAGACCAUCAUCACAGAGAACGUGAAGAACGGACGGGUUCAGUUUGACAUGCACGGCUUCCUUGCCAAUGUCAUCCUCGCUGACCUCAACCUGCCAGCGGCGUCUCCCUUCCUGCUGGGUCGUGCUCUGUGGGCGGCGAGUCGCUUCACGGCGGCCAUGUCUCCUGAGCUCAUCCAGCAGUUCCUCCAGGCCACCGUCAGCGGUCUCCAUGAGAACCAGUCUCCCUCCGUCCGCAUCUCUGCCGUGCGCGCCAUCUGGGGGUACUGUGAUCAGCUGAAGCUGUCGGACAGCACCCACGUGCUGCAGCCCUUCCUGCCAAACGUUCUGGACGGCCUGGUCCAGCUGGCGGCUCAGUUCAGCUCAGAGGUUCUGACCCUCGUCAUGGAAACGCUCUGCAUCGUCUGCACCGUAGACCCCGCCUUCACCACCAGCGCAGAGAACAAGAUCUGUCCCCUCACCAUCGCCAUCUUCCUUAAAUACAGCAACGACCCGGUGGUGGCGUCCCUGGCGCAGGACAUCUUUAAGGAGCUGGCUCAGAUCGAGGCGUGUCAGGACCCCAUGCAGAUGCGCCUCAUCCCCACCCUCGUCAGCAUCAUGCAGGCCCCCCCAGACAAGAUCCCCUCCGGGCUCUGUGCGACGGCCAUUGACAUCCUGACGACGGUGGUGCGCCACACCAAACCUCCGCUGUCCCAGAUGCUCGUGUGCCAGGCCUUCCCCGUGGUGGCACAGUGCACCCUCCGCACCGACGACAACACUACCAUGCAGAACGGGGGUGAGUGUUUGCGUGCGUACGUGUCUGUGGCGCUGGAGCAGGUAGGGUCGUGGCAGGACGAGCAGGGCCACAGCGGUCUGUGGUACGUCAUGCAGGUGGUCAACCAGCUCCUGGACCCGCGCACGUCCGAGUUCACCGCCGCCUUCGUGGGCCGGCUGGUGUCCACGCUGAUCUCGCGCGCCGGCACGCAGCUGGGCGAGCAGCUGGACCAGAUCCUCAGGUCCAUCCUCAGCAAGAUGCAGCAGGCAGAGACGCUCAGCGUCAUGCAGUCUUUGAUCAUGGUGUUUGCACACCUGGUCCACUCCCAGCUGGAGCCGCUGCUGGAGUUCCUGUGCAGUCUGCCCGGCCCCACAGGAAAACCCGCCCUGGAGUUCGUCAUGGCCGAGUGGAUGAGCAGACAACACCUUUUCUACGGCCAAUACGAGGGCAAAGUCAGCACGGUGGCGCUGUGUAAGCUGCUGCAGCACGGACUCAACACCAACGACAAGCGGCUGCACGACAUCAUCGUCAAGGGAGAUGAGAUCUUCAACCAGGACGAGGGCAUUCGCACACGCUCCAAAUCAGCAAAAAAUCCAGAGCGCUGGACCAACAUCCCGCUGCUGGUGAAGGUCUUUAAGCUGAUCGUCAACGAGCUCUCGUCUGUGGUGGAGGCCAAUGCCACUCGCACCUCCGCUGCCGACUGGACCCAAGAAUCAGGAGGGAUGUGGGAGGAUCAGGAGGAGCAAGAGGAAGAUGAUGACGAUGAUGAAGGCCUGCAUGGACAGCUGCUCUCAGACCUCAUCUCCGCCAAUAAAUAUGAUGAUGAUUACUAUGAAGAUGACGAUGAAGACGACCCCGACGCCUUAAAGGACCCCAUAUAUCAGAUUGACCUUCAGGCGUACCUGACGGACUCAUAA
Molecule: messenger RNA, 3207 nt
Organism: Clupea harengus (Atlantic herring)
Lineage: Eukaryota; Metazoa; Chordata; Actinopteri; Clupeiformes; Clupeidae
Gene: ipo9
Product: importin 9
Biological process (GO): protein import into nucleus
Cellular component (GO): nuclear envelope; cytosol
Molecular function (GO): small GTPase binding
Source: RefSeq, a predicted model, not a curated record